This is a messenger RNA of Sipha flava (yellow sugarcane aphid), 854 nucleotides long. RefSeq lists its product as uncharacterized. NCBI's taxonomy places the organism in Eukaryota, Metazoa, Arthropoda, Insecta, Hemiptera, Aphididae. The record is from RefSeq and is a predicted model, not a curated record. The coding region runs from base 39 to 533 and encodes 164 amino acids. The transcript is spliced from 5 exons.
AAGUUACUUCACCUUACAUAUUAAAAACGAUUAGAAUUAUGGAUGAGAAAUCAUUAUUUAGCAUUUUUAAUAUAAAAAAAAGUGUAUCAAGUACUCCUACUGAAAAAGAUAUCAAAGAAGACAAUGAUGGCAUUCUACAGUCAUCGUCCAGAGUUAUUGAUUCACUUGGAUCUGGAAGUGUUACAACAUUACUAGAAGAAAAUGCAAGUCUAAUAUCAAACUCCAACACAGAUCCACAAAUUAAUAGUUUUCAGUCAAAUACCAGGGUAAAUGAUUUAGGUGAUAUCGAUUCAGGUCCUGCUAAACCUAUAUUAGAAAAAUACCCUCAGACACAAUUUGGUUCACAAAAUAGAGGUUUUUCUUCUACGGUAUAUAGUCGUUUUGAUUGGAUAGAGUAUAGUGUGGUUGAGGAUUCUAUAUUUUGCUAUUCUUGUAGAAUGUUUGGCUCUAGAACUGUAGCUAACAUGGAAUUUUCAACUAAAGGAUUUAGAAAUUGGAAAAAAAUUUUUGGCUCUAGAGGAAAAGGAUCAUAAUACACUAAAUCAAAGUUAGAGUUGCAUUCUAGUUGUCAGUACCAUUUGACUUGUAUGACAAAGUGGCAUGCACAUAUCCAAUCUAAAACUACUGGUACUGUUCAUACAUUAGUUACAAAUGCGCACCGUGAUAAAAUAUUAGAAAAUAGAGAUUACAUGCUAACAUUAAUUGAUAUCAUAUUAUUUUUGGCAAAUCAAGGAGUAGCAUUUAGAGGUCAUAUUGAAAAUGAAACAUCUUUGAAUCAAGGUAACUUAAAAGAAGCAUGCAAACUAAUGGCAAAGUAUAAUCCAACUUUUGCUUUAAAUUAUGCUAAACCAACA